This is a messenger RNA of Benincasa hispida (wax gourd), 1151 nucleotides long. RefSeq names its product RNA ligase/cyclic nucleotide phosphodiesterase family protein. Gene Ontology annotation, biological process: cyclic nucleotide metabolic process. Gene Ontology annotation, molecular function: 2',3'-cyclic-nucleotide 3'-phosphodiesterase activity. The record is from RefSeq and is a predicted model, not a curated record. NCBI's taxonomy places the organism in Eukaryota, Viridiplantae, Streptophyta, Magnoliopsida, Cucurbitales, Cucurbitaceae.
UCCGUAUGCAUUGGCGGUGGGUUAGGAUCUAGUUCUCCCUAUACUGAGCCCACAUGGCCGUACAUUCUACGAUCAACUCGAUAUUUAUCCUCUCGAAACGACAUGUCGACAAAUUACCUUCCUUCCUUUCUCAAUUUCACUGAAACAACUGUAACUGCAUCCCUCCGCUCAAUACAAUCGUCAUCAAAACCAAUUCCUCUCGUUCCUACAUUCAACCGAAUCGGAACGAUAAUUCUCCGUCUUAUUUCAAUCGUCUUCUCGUCUCCGCACCGAUGGCGAACCCAGAAUCCGCCUCUAUCCAACCCUCUGAAGCGGAAAACAACGUGUAUUCGGUGUGGGCUCUUCCUCCGGAAGAUGUGACGGCCAGAAUCAAGAACCUCAUGAACAGCCUCAGAUCCGAGUUCGGCGGGCCCCAAUUCGAGCCACAUAUCACCGUUGUUGGGGCAAUCCGUCUCACCCCUGACGAUGCCCUCAACAAAUUCCGCUCCGCUUGCCAGGGGCUUAAGGCUUAUCAAGCCACCGUCGAUCAUGUAUCUACCGGAACCUUCUUCUACCAGUGUGUUUUUCUCCUUAUUCAUUCUACCACUGAGGUGGUGGAGACUAGUUCACAUUGUUGUGGACAUUUUGGUUACAAAAACUCUACCCCUUACAUGCCGCAUAUGAGCCUACUGUAUGCCAACAUAUCAGAUGAAAAGAAGAAGCAGGCAAAAGUAAUAGCAGACAAGCUCGAUGAAGCCGUGAACGGCCUGAAGUUCCCAAUCACUCGACUUGCACUGUACAAAACAGACACCGAGGAUGAAACUCUAAAGUCCUGGGAGAAAAUUGCAGAACACGAACUUCCUUCAAGUUAGCUUCUGUUUUUAUCCAUGCCCCUUGAAGACUAUGUUCUGUUAUACACAGUUUACCUCAUUUUUUUCAACAAUGUCUGUACUCCUCUAGACUUCUUAACUGGGAAAAAAAUAAAUGUCAGUCAAUGGGAAGCUUACCAAGCUUCGUGAUUAGUUGAUCCUCUUUUGUUAUUUAGAAAAAAAAAAAAAUUGUGUUUAUUAUAUGAAACCAGAGAAUUUCAUGUAUGGCAUGGAAUUUAGGGAGGAAAAGCCAAGCUACAACUACUUUACUUAACCCAAGAAAGAUUACAGACAUUACUGCAA